This is a messenger RNA of Boleophthalmus pectinirostris (great blue-spotted mudskipper), 813 nucleotides long. Its product is annotated as metal transporter CNNM4-like. Lineage: Eukaryota; Metazoa; Chordata; Actinopteri; Gobiiformes; Gobiidae. Gene Ontology annotation, cellular component: plasma membrane. Gene Ontology annotation, molecular function: magnesium ion transmembrane transporter activity; sodium ion transmembrane transporter activity. The coding region runs from base 1 to 813 and encodes 270 amino acids. Gene Ontology annotation, biological process: magnesium ion transport; magnesium ion homeostasis. The record is from RefSeq and is a predicted model, not a curated record. The transcript is spliced from 5 exons.
AUGAGGACGGCCCCACAUCGCUCCUUCAGGCUGAGCCCGGCUGGGCCCAAUGGGGGAAGGCCCAGCCACCAGGCGCUUGCUGGCGAGCACCCAUCCCAGGCCUGGCUCCAGGUAACAGAGAAUUGUCUUUUUGUUCUCUACACAGGAAAGUCCCAUCUGGCCAUUGUCCAAAAAGUCAACAAUGAAGGAGAAGGAGACCCUUUCUAUGAAGUUUUGGGACUGGUCACCCUUGAAGAUGUUAUAGAGGAAAUCAUCAAAUCAGAGAUCCUUGAUGAAUCAGACAUGUACACUGAUAACCGUACCAGGAAAAAGGUGGCCCCAAAUAAAAACAAGAGGGACUUUUCUGCUUUUAAACAUGAGAGUGAAUCUAAAGUGAAGAUUUCUUCUCAGCUCCUCCUCGCUGCCCAUCGCUUCCUAGCAACAGAGGUCAGCUUGUUCAGCCCAUCUCAGAUCUCGGACAAAGUGUUACUGAGGAUUCUGCGACAUCCGGACGUCAUCCAGGAAAUAAAGUAUAAUGACAAUGAUAAACGUUCACUCCAUCACUACGUUUACCAGAGGGGCAAAGCUGUCGACUACUUUGUGCUCAUCCUACAGGUCCUGGGCAGUGGAGAGGGUCACAUAGUGCGUAGGAUAAUUGAGUUAGCAUGCGGCGAGUGUGAGGGGGCUGCACUUCCCACACCACUCAGCAUGUUUGUUCAGGAGCCUGUGGAGAUGUUUGCCCUGCUCCCGAAUAUGACACCUCCUGAUAUGACGGCAACGUGCACAGGAACAUUCCACAAGCACACUCUGGAUUAUGACCAGCUCACACUAUGA